CUCGUCAUCGCUGACUCCUGUCUCAACUAUGAUCCACUUAAACCAUCGCUCUCCAGUGCUGAUAGUGUGGAGUUUAAUAUUCUUUUUAUUGCUGCAGUAGCUGUUGCACUUCGGGUUGCCUCUACACAUAUACGUCGUCGCGAUUUGAAAACCCAUGACUAUCUUGUUUUCUUCUCCCUGGUGAGGGCUACUACAGCUGGCUAUGGUGGUCAUACGGCGACUAUGGCUGUACGAAACCCGGGAGAGUUGGUUAGUGCAUUGAAGAUUUUCUGGGCAUCGGAAUGGAUUUGGGCAACCUCAACAGUCUGCUUUAGACUUGCCAUACUGCUCUUAUAUAUCGAGAUCUUCCCAGGAAAUCAGAAAUUCUUCUGGUGUGCAAGUGGAGUGGGAUGUCUUGUCUUCCUAUACUGGGUAUCCGCGAUCUUGACCAUCGCUUUACUCUGUCGUCCAAUCGCCUACAACUGGGACCACACUAUCCCUGGGAGCUGUGGUGAUAUCUUAAAGAUACAAUAUGCAUCUGCAGGGUUCAACAUGGGGAUUGAUUUGGGAGUCGUCUUGCUGCCGCUUCCUAUCGUCUGGCGGCUUCAAAUGUCGAGUCGGAAGAAGACUGGCGUCACUGCAUCUUUUGCGAUAGGCAUUCUAACAGCCGGGAUCAAUCUGGGCCGCAUUAUCCAGACCAAGUUGUGUCCCGCCGACGACCUCGUUUACUGUCUCCGAGACGCCUCUAUCUUUAUCAUGGCAGAAAUGACGGCAGGCAUCUUGGUAGCCUGCGUUCCAACAUUUGGGCCCCUGAUGUUUCGCCGACGAAACGUGCAUUCAGCGCGACCACGCGAUUUGCCCACCAUUGGGUCACCUCGGAUGCACCGUCCGCAAUUUGAUUCUCUUCUUUCGACAUUCGACCGCAGUCACAACGACUACAAACAGCCAGGCCAUACAAAGGAAGUGGGGCAUGGCGGACCCACAUCGUGCGUCGGGACUGGGGCUGAAAAUGAAGCUUUAGAUACAGGUAUAAUGGUGACGCGCGACCUCGAUGUGCAUAGUCUGAAUGUACUCCCUCGAGUAUCUGAGAAUAAUACUGUUUGA
Messenger RNA from Penicillium coprophilum, 1083 nucleotides. RefSeq lists its product as uncharacterized. The transcript has 4 exons. The annotation marks the transcript as partial. The record is from RefSeq and is a predicted model, not a curated record. Lineage: Eukaryota; Fungi; Ascomycota; Eurotiomycetes; Eurotiales; Aspergillaceae.